This is a messenger RNA of Aspergillus glaucus CBS 516.65, 724 nucleotides long. RefSeq lists its product as uncharacterized. The coding region runs from base 55 to 624 and encodes 189 amino acids. The transcript has 4 exons. The record is from RefSeq and is a predicted model, not a curated record. Lineage: Eukaryota; Fungi; Ascomycota; Eurotiomycetes; Eurotiales; Aspergillaceae.
CAACGUAUUAUCGAACUCAACGUUUGCCCUGAUUUCAAAGUCCUGAGUCGCUUCAUGGCUACUACAAGACUCCGUAGAGCAUUUCGCUACCCCGAGGACUCAGGUGACGAAGGGCAUGAGCGUGAAGAGUUAGAUGAGGAAGAGCAAGAACGGGUGAUAGAGCAACUGCAGAGACAGAAUGACCAGCGGAAUGCACAAUAUAGUACUGUUUUCACCGCACUUCCGCUACUGUCAGUCCUAGUGUUUGUCCCGUCAGUGCUAUCCAAAUCAUCAACUCCCACAGUGCGGUUCUUCUCCUUCCUCGCUAUCUCGUCGUUGUUGGUAACGGCCUGCAUAAUGAAGCUGUUUGUGUCGCACUUGUCUGAUCGCAAAGGCAAGAGACCUGCUGCAGAGGUCAAACGCACCAUGCUCGUCCGAAAAAGCUUGUUUUUUAUAAACACUGGCAUCUGCGGAACAUUGGUCCUGGUAUAUCUCUUCGCUAAUAUAUCAUCUUCCUCUAUCUGGCCGGGUUUAUAUAUAGUUCCAGGAGCAAUGUUCGGAGUAAUCUUGUUGGUGCGGGAAGCGAUGAUCUCGGUGGAUUUAUCACAUCUUCAGAACCUUCGAUAUGAGUACAAAGGUGCCUAGAUAGCUUGUCCAGUAACACUCUUGGGCAGCAGAAGACCAAUAAUACUAGCUUGUUAAUUCAUUCAUGAAGCUGUCAUUUUGAAUUCAAGAGUCAAGCCGA